UGAUGGUUGAACGCAACUUUUUGUGUAGGACCGCAGAAGUAUGCCGUGAUCAUUACUACAAGGGCAUCAACUUCCUACAAACUUCGGAUCGGAAUAAGUAUAAAGGAUGCUUGCUGCCAGCGGUACUUGCGUUCAUCACCCUCUCAUUAUGAUUGGAAUCUACAUCAUUGUCGCAAUCGUCUGUGCAAUCGUUACAGAAGGAUGGCGUACAACACGAAAGAAGGCCAAUGGUAUGGCACUCCCACCCGGACCGCGCUUGCUACCUUUCGUGGGCAAUGUCCUCGAUAUUGAUCUAGAUCGUCCAUGGCUAACUUAUGUUAAGUGGGGAAAGCAAUAUGGCGAUAUUGUAUACGCACGCCUUUUUAGCCAGCACUUCAUCAUUAUUAACUCCGAGAAAAUUGCCAGGGCCAUUGUAGACAAACGCUCGGCAAUAUAUUCUGAUCGCCCUGUCGUCCCUACAAACGAGUAUUUUGGAUUGUCAUUUAACACUGGGUUCAUGCCAUAUGGUGAUACAUUCCGCAUCCACCGCAAACUUUAUCAUCAGGUACUGCGUAUCGAAGCAUCCAAUUCGUACCAGGAUCUGUAUCUCCGCAAGGCUCACGAGCUCGUUGUUAAUCUUUUGGAUGCCCCCAAGGAUAUGGAACAACACCUCACUACAUUUGCGGCGUCUCUCAUUUUGGCAGUCACGUAUGGAUACGAGACCAAGCCAAGGGAUGAUCCCUUCGUAACUUCCGCUCAGAGGGUCAUCGAGAUCGCUAAUCAAGUUCUAUCUCCUGAAAGAGCAGCCAUGCAAAUGUUUUUCCCUUUUCUGAUUUGGCUCCCGUCUUUUGUGCCAGGGGGGGAGUACAAGAAACGGGCCCCGGAAUGUCGUAGAUUGAUCAAGGAUAUCAUGGAUACACCCUUCAAAUAUGUGAAAAAGCAAUUGGCAGAAAAUGUAGCUCGUCCGUCUAUGGUUUCAGACUUCCUGAGCCAGGGGGACACAAGUCAAGUUCGUGCACAUGAACAGUUGAUGAAGGAGGUUGCCGUGACUGCAUACUCUGCCGGGUCUGAGACAACCUCGUCAACCAUACACUCAUUCAUACUGGCAAUGCUUCUUUACCCGGAUGUCCAGACUCGCGCUAGAGCAGCAAUCGACGCAGUGUGCGGACGCAACAAAAUUCCAACUUUCCAGGACAAGAAGUCAUUGCCUUACAUUGAAGCGAUCUGUCGUGAAAUUCUUAGAUGGGAGCCUAUUGUACCUCUCGGCGUUCCGCAUAAAACUUUACGCGAUGAUAUUUAUGAUGGGUUCUUCAUUCCCAAAGGUUCCGUCGUGAUAUUGAAUGCAUGGGCCAUGGGUCACGAUGAAGAAAUAUACCCCAAUCCAUCGCAUUUUGAUCCUGAUCGUCAUUUUACUGCAGACGGAACGUUGAAAGAUGAACCAGCGUACACGCAUUUCAGCUUUGGUUUCGGAAGAAGGAUUUGCCCAGGCCGUUUCUUCGCAGAAAACUCCAUAUGGGCGUCUGUCGUGUCGAUUCUAUCAACUAUCGAGAUCACAAAAGCACAAGACAAGGAUGGCAAGGACAUUGACGUUAAGCCCCAAUUCAUAACUGGCCUUUCAAUCCAUCCCGAACACUUCCCAUGCUCCAUACGGAGUGUAUCUUCAGCUAGGGAAGAGCAGGUGCGAACGAUGUGGAAGGCUGACACAACUGGCCAGUGAGUGAAUGCUGUCUUGAAAAGGCUGAGCUGUGAAAUUACGGAGGGUGUGCAGCCGUUUCCUGUAGUUGGCUUGUUUACAAGAAUUCAUGUCCGCAUUGCACAACUGG
Messenger RNA from Suillus clintonianus, 1802 nucleotides. Its product is annotated as cytochrome P450. The transcript has 13 exons. The coding region runs from base 107 to 1696 and encodes 529 amino acids. The record is from RefSeq and is a predicted model, not a curated record. NCBI's taxonomy places the organism in Eukaryota, Fungi, Basidiomycota, Agaricomycetes, Boletales, Suillaceae. Gene Ontology annotation, molecular function: heme binding; oxidoreductase activity, acting on paired donors, with incorporation or reduction of molecular oxygen; iron ion binding.